Messenger RNA from Dichotomopilus funicola, 2352 nucleotides. RefSeq lists its product as uncharacterized. Lineage: Eukaryota; Fungi; Ascomycota; Sordariomycetes; Sordariales; Chaetomiaceae. The transcript is spliced from 3 exons. Gene Ontology annotation, cellular component: 3-isopropylmalate dehydratase complex. The coding region runs from base 1 to 2352 and encodes 783 amino acids. The record is from RefSeq and is a predicted model, not a curated record. Gene Ontology annotation, molecular function: 4 iron, 4 sulfur cluster binding; 3-isopropylmalate dehydratase activity. Gene Ontology annotation, biological process: L-leucine biosynthetic process.
AUGCCGGCCGCCGAGAAGGCACCCCAAACCCUCUACGAUAAGGUCUUUCAGGCCCAUAUUGUCGACGAGAAGCUCGACGGCACCAUCCUUCUUUACAUCGACCGCCAUUUAGUGCACGAAGUCACGUCACCACAAGCCUUCGAGGGUCUCGAAGUCGCCGGCCGGAAGGUUAGGCGACCGGACUGCACCCUAGCCACUACCGACCACAAUGUACCCACGACGUCGAGAAAAGCUCUCAAGGACAUCGCGAGCUUCAUCCAAGAAGACGAUUCGAGGACACAAUGUGUGACCCUUGAGGAGAACGUGAAGAAGUUCGGCAUCACAUACUUUGGUCUCAGUGACAAGCGCCAGGGCAUCGUACACGUUAUUGGUCCUGAGCAAGGUUUCACUCUUCCCGGCACCACCGUGGUCUGUGGUGACAGCCACACUUCCACCCAUGGAGCGUUCGGUGCUCUUGCCUUUGGUAUAGGUACCAGUGAGGUUGAGCACGUGCUUGCCACCCAGUGCCUCAUCACCAAGCGCAGCAAGAAUAUGAGGAUACAAGUCGACGGCGAGCUCGCCCCCGGUGUCAGCUCUAAGGAUGUGGUCCUCCACGCCAUUGGCAAGAUCGGCACCGCCGGUGGUACUGGCGCUGUUAUCGAGUUCUGCGGUUCCGUCAUUCGUUCCCUUAGCAUCGAGGCCCGCAUGUCCAUCUGCAACAUGUCCAUUGAGGGCGGUGCCCGUGCUGGUAUGGUUGCCCCCGACGAUAUCACCUUCGAGUACCUCAAGGGCAAGCCGUUAGCUCCAAAAUACGGAAGUGAGGAGUGGAAUCGCGCCGUUGCCUACUGGAAGUCACUGCGCUCUGACCCGGACGCCAAGUACGAUAUCGACGUCUUCAUUGAUGCCAAGGAUAUCAUCCCCACCGUUACCUGGGGCACCAGCCCCGAGGACGUCGUACCCAUCACUGGCGUUGUACCGGACCCCGACACGUUUGCCACCGAGGGCAAGAAGGCCGCGGGCCGCCGCAUGUUGGAAUACAUGGGCCUGGUGCCCGGGACCCCCUUGGAGGAGGUAGUGGUUGACAAGGUUUUCAUUGGUUCGUGCACAAACUCGAGAAUUGAGGACCUGCGUGCCGCUGCCGCGGUGGUCAAGGGCAAGAGGAUAGCUUCCAAUAUCAAGCGAGCCUUGAUCGUGCCCGGGUCCGGUCUCGUCAAGGACCAGGCGGAAGCGGAAGGCCUCGACAAGGUCUUUACUGAUGCCGGAUUCGAGUGGAGAGAGGCUGGGUGCAGCAUGUGCCUGGGUAUGAAUCCCGAUAUCCUCGCGCCCAAGGAGAGGUGCGCCAGCACGAGCAACCGCAACUUUGAGGGUCGCCAGGGUGCUCAAGGCCGUACACAUCUCAUGUCUCCCGUCAUGGCCGCCGCGGCCGCCAUCGUCGGCAAGCUUGCCGAUGUCCGGAAGAUCUCGCAGUUCAACGGCAGCCCGCACAUCGAAGCCUCGGUAGAACCCACACCUACAGCUUCCGGGAAGGCUCACCCCGAUGAGCGCAUUGAGUCCGACGAUCACGAGAAGGAAGCUUUGGCCGACCAGCCUGAAGACUCGUCCCCACAGGUCAAUACUUCGGUCACUCGUAGCGGCGGUGGUGUCUCCGCGGGUCUUCCCAAGUUUACUGUGCUCAAGGGGAUCGCAGCGCCGAUGGAAAAGGCCAACAUCGACACCGAUGCAAUCAUCCCCAAGCAGUUCCUCAAGACCAUCAAGCGCACAGGUCUUGGCUCAGCUCUCUUCUAUGAGAUGCGUUACAGCGCGCCGGGCGUGGAGAACCCAGAUUUCGUUCUUAACCGCGAGCCAUUCCGGUCCGCCAAGAUCAUUGUCUGCACGGGGGCUAACUUUGGUUGCGGUUCCUCGCGCGAGCACGCACCGUGGGCGCUCAACGACUUCGGUGUCAAGAGCGUCAUCGCGCCGUCAUUUGCCGACAUUUUUUUCAACAACUCCUUCAAGAACGGCAUGCUCAUGAUUCCCAUUCAGAGCAAGGAGGACAUCGAGCGCGUCCACGCCGAGGCAGUUGCCGGGCGGGAGGUUGAGAUCGAUUUGCCAAAUCAGCUGAUCAAGGAUGCCGAUGGCAACACGCUGUGCUCCUUUGACGUCGAAGAAUUCCGCAAGCACUGCCUAGUCAACGGGCUCGACGACAUCGGCCUGACGAUGCAACUGGAAGACAAGAUUUCCGACUUUGAGCAAAAGAUGUCGCGCGAGACCCCAUGGCUGGAUGGUUCUGGCUAUCUCAAGCGUAAGGGUGUGGGCGGCAAGCUGGCUGUCAAGGCCGCGCCGGUGCCCAAGACGAACCGUGGGGACGUCAAGACGGAACCGCUGGAGUGGUAA